AUGGAUGGUCGAAUGUGGAAUGAGACCGAGAAACGUUGGAACGGACCAACGGUAAGAAUACAACGUGCGGGAAUCCGCAGUCGGAAGGAACAGAAAGGGAAAGCCACAUUGGUGGCACGAGUCAGACCGAGUCAUAGGUGCAGGACCACAUUGGUGGUCGAAUCAUUGGAGGAACGUGCGUGCACGUGCAUAGAGGCGGACAAUGCGAGGGACGGGAACGGUCCCGAGGAUCCAGUCAACGGAAAGUUGGUAAAGGAGGACGAGCCGGUAGAUGUUGAACUUCUGGAGCAGGGUUGUGGCCAGCAGUGGUCGCUGGCCUCUCGACUCAGGACUCCAGUUGAAGACCUCGAGUCAGCAAAUCCAACACUGGCGCACAAUUACUUGGAGCUGAGCAAACUCGUUUCCAAUGCAGCCCAGAGUUCUGCAAUGAUCACUGACAGAGCUGCCACUGAUCAGGAGGAAAUAGAGUAUAGAAUACUUACAAGGCAAUGGGAAGCUGCGGUGGCCGAGAUACGCAAUCUUCCUGCAUUUUCGCGAUUCCUGCUUCCACCUUCGUAUGAAGACCUCCAAGCCGCAGCGUGCCAGGGCCCAGUCAUCAUCCUCAUUGCCAGUCAAUACUCGUGCAGCGCCAUUAUCGUCCCGACGUCAGGAGACCCCCAUCAUGUUCCUUUGCCAUCCAUCGCUCUCGCAGAUCUGAGUAUUCUCAAGGAUCGCUUCACCAGGGCAAUACGAGAUUCAUCUCGGAUGAACCCAGAAGAGUCGAGGACAGAUCUAAUAGUGCUCUUGCGGAUAAUAUGGGACCAGAUCAUGCUGCCCAUUGUCGACGUACUUGAGCACGUCCUCAAACUACAGCGCCGCUCUCGAAUCUGGCUGUGUCUGACUGCAGCUUUCACGUCCAUUCCUCUCCAUGCAGCUCACCCAUUUCAAACAAAGGCGGAUCGUUCUGGCAAGGAGCCAUGCCUGGAGGAUCUCUACAUCUGCUCUUACAUGCCGACACUUUCGGCUCUGAUCAGAUCUAGACAGUUGAUAAAGAAACGCAGUGUGCCACCGUCCUUUGUGGCAAUCAGACAGGGUCAACCGGGUGCAGGGAAAGGCAAGGCACUAUUGGCAGUCGACAACGAGCUUGAGCUUGUCCAUAAGCUCGUGCCUGCGAUGGCCAACCGCACCACUAUUUCUGGCGACGCAGCCACACGAGCAGGUGCACUCGAAGCCUUGCAGCAGAACACCUGGGUGCACCUCGCUUGUCAUGGCAAGCAGGAUCCUACGCAGCCUUACGAUUCGCAUUUCGUCAUGAAAGAUGAACAUCUGAUGCUGCUCGAUAUUAUGGAGAAUCAUAUUCCGCAGGCCGAGUUCGUGUUCUUAUCAGCUUGUCACACAGCUGUAGGCGAUGAGGAGACACCGGACGAAGUGAUUCACCUUGCAGCUGGUCUUCAGUUUUCAGGGUUCAAGAGCGUCGUUGGCACGCUGUGGGAGGUCGACGAUGCUGUUGCAAAACACGUUGUCAAAGCUUUUUACGGGUAUAUGAUUGGAGAUUUGAAGAAAGGUGGUGUCAUGGACUGCACGAGGGCAGCCUGGGCACUGAACUGUGCUACGCACGCGGUGAAGACGAAAGUGCCGCUGGAGCAGAGGAUGGUUUUUGUUCAUAUUGGUGUGUAGUUCUACAUCGUAUUACUACUGUCGUCUGGUACACAUUCACGAGUUGUUGAUCUUUCAUCUCGUUGGUGUACCUGGUCUCUACUUUCUUUGCAUCCCGUCUUAUACUAUUGUCAACUCUUGGAAGCAUUUUUUGUAAUUUCAUUCAUUGCUUGAAUAUUUGAAGUUCUUGAGAACCAGUUUGUUACUUGUUUUUGCAUCAGCAAGUUCCACACCCACCUACUUACCACAGAGGAUGUGUAUGUAUAUUUUGUUGCUGGGG
Suillus discolor is the source of this 1915-nucleotide messenger RNA. Its product is annotated as CHAT domain-containing protein. The transcript is spliced from 2 exons. NCBI's taxonomy places the organism in Eukaryota, Fungi, Basidiomycota, Agaricomycetes, Boletales, Suillaceae. The coding region runs from base 1 to 1656 and encodes 551 amino acids. The record is from RefSeq and is a predicted model, not a curated record.